This is a messenger RNA of Ostertagia ostertagi, 579 nucleotides long. Lineage: Eukaryota; Metazoa; Nematoda; Chromadorea; Rhabditida; Trichostrongylidae. The record is from the annotation of a GenBank genome assembly.
AUGGCUGGUCUCGUAGAAAGAAAAUUUGUUACAGAAUCUAUCCAGUGGUGCAGCAGAUCCCGUUCUACUGCAAGGCGAAUCCCCUUUAAAGCCUUUUUAUCACAGAUUCCUAUCCGACAUCCUUAUCCCGAGCGUCACGAUGUUGUGGCCUGCUUCUCGCCCCUCUUUCUGAACGAGCGAUGGCAACUGCUUCUUCUGACGGCUGAGGUCCACAACCACUACGGAGCAGCCAUGCACUUCUACGUCCGUUCAAUGAUCACGGAUCUGUUCUUGAUUAUGAGUCGAUAUCCAAAUGCGAGGGUUCAACCUUGGCCAGCCGUGCGACUCGGCUCGAAAAGAGCCAAUUCAAAUGAUUUUGAUCCGAAUAUUGAGCUAGAGUUUAGAAAUCAAGCAGCAGCUAUGACCGACUGUCUGCUUCUAUAUAAGGAGUCUGCUAAGUACAUCAUCUUUCCCGACACCGAUGAUGUCAUCAUUCCUCGCCUUGGACGGACAUACCUCGAGGAAUUCGACCGGGUACAGUGCCUUACGUAUCCGAUGUGCUUUUUCGAGAAGGAACAAAAAAUCUCUCCCAUUUACUGA